AUGGCAGCACCAACUUUGAUUGACCUCAGAUUCAGGCUACCAGAUGGCAAUGAUAUUGGGCCAAACAAGUACACUGCAGCAGCCACUGUGGCGACGCUGAAAGAGCAUGUAAUUGAGCAAUGGCCAAAAGACAAGGAAAAUGGCCCAAAGAAUAUAAAAGAUGUGAAGCUUAUAUAUGCUGGACAUGUACUGGAAAACCAUAGAACACUUGCUGAGUCCCGACUUCCUGCUGGUGACCUUCUUGCAGGUGUCGUCACCAUACAUGUUGUUCUGCGUCCUCCUGUUCCACAGAGAAGCAAUGGUGGGUAA
Dovyalis caffra is the source of this 309-nucleotide messenger RNA. NCBI's taxonomy places the organism in Eukaryota, Viridiplantae, Streptophyta, Magnoliopsida, Malpighiales, Salicaceae. The record is from the annotation of a GenBank genome assembly.